GUUGCUAGGAAACCGCCGGCUCCCAGAAGGCUGCGCGUCGCCCCUUCGCUUCCGGAAGAAAUGGCUGCGACCCUGGUUAGAGGAGCUGCCCGGGAGCUGGCCUGGCUCCCGUCCCUGCAAUGUGUCCGCCAUAAGUCCAAAGCUGUCACCCGUCACAAAAAGGCCAUGCACUUUGAGAGGCAGAAGAUUUUGGCACUUACAAAAUACAUUGCACCUAAACCGGCUAUAAGUGAGAGCUGCGUGAAGCCGAAGGCCGAAGCCGACCACACAGGCAAGGAAAACCUACUGGAGAAGUUUCUGUGUUCUCAGUUGGAGAAUGUCCUCCAGGAGAAUAAGAUGUUUGCCGUGUUUCAGCGUAAUGCAAUUGGAGCUGAUGAUUUUUUACAUCUCAAGCACAGACUCCAUAAGCAUGAGAUCUACAUUAAGGUUUUCCCGCUCCAGGUCAUAAGAAAGAUUCUAGGCCAGUCCCACCUUCAGGGAUUGUUACCCUUGUUUCUUGGGCAUACUUUCGUGGUAGUGAGUCCGCAUGCCAAAGUGAAGGAAAUGUUGCAAGCAAUUCGGACGGCACCUCAAAUACAACUUCUGGGAGCCUGUAUUGAGAACAAACUACUGAGCAAGCAAGGCAUUAUAAACUACUCCAAACUGCCGAGCAAGCAGUUGUUGCAGGGCCAGCUUGUUGGAACGCUGACAAUGCUCACCGCCCAGACAUCGAAUCUCCUGACUCAUCAUUCGGUACAGUUAUGCACCAUGCUGGAGCACCAUAGCAAAGAAGAGGGCAAAGAAACCAAGGCCAAUUGAGAAACCUUACUAUGUUGAUAGGACUCCUUAAUAAAACUAUAUGUAAUGAA
Bufo gargarizans (Asiatic toad) is the source of this 848-nucleotide messenger RNA. It is a transcript of the gene MRPL10, whose product is annotated as mitochondrial ribosomal protein L10. The transcript is spliced from 5 exons. Bases 61 to 798 code for a protein of 245 amino acids. Gene Ontology annotation, biological process: translation. Gene Ontology annotation, cellular component: mitochondrial large ribosomal subunit. The record is from RefSeq and is a predicted model, not a curated record. NCBI's taxonomy places the organism in Eukaryota, Metazoa, Chordata, Amphibia, Anura, Bufonidae. Gene Ontology annotation, molecular function: structural constituent of ribosome.